Chinchilla lanigera (long-tailed chinchilla) is the source of this 3434-nucleotide messenger RNA. RefSeq names its product toll interacting protein (gene Tollip). Gene Ontology annotation, cellular component: cytoplasm. Gene Ontology annotation, biological process: ubiquitin-dependent protein catabolic process. Gene Ontology annotation, molecular function: ubiquitin conjugating enzyme binding; ubiquitin binding. Bases 134 to 958 code for a protein of 274 amino acids. NCBI's taxonomy places the organism in Eukaryota, Metazoa, Chordata, Mammalia, Rodentia, Chinchillidae. The transcript has 6 exons. The record is from RefSeq and is a predicted model, not a curated record.
GGCGGUUGUCAGCUGACUGAGGCGGCAGCAGUUUCGCGGGGACGACCGCCGGCUACGCAGGCUCCGUGCGGGCGGAAGAGCUCUCCCGGCGCGUCACUGUGGGUCGGCGAGGCGCGGGGGCCGCCGCAAAACUAUGGCGACCACUGUCAGCACGCAGCGCGGCCCGGUGUACAUUGGUGAGCUGCCGCAGGAUUUCCUCCGCAUCACGCCCACACAGCAGCAGCAGCAGGUCCAACUGGAUGCCCAGGCAGCACAGCAGCUGCAGUAUGGAGGCGCAGUGGGCACUGUGGGCCGCCUCAGCAUCACUGUGGUGCAGGCAAAGCUGGCAAAAAAUUACGGCAUGACACGCAUGGACCCUUACUGCCGCCUGCGCCUGGGCUAUGCCGUGUAUGAGACACCCACGGCCCACAAUGGUGCCAAGAACCCUCGCUGGAACAAGGUCAUCCAGUGCACAGUGCCCCCAGGUGUGGACUCAUUCUACCUGGAGAUCUUCGAUGAGCGCGCCUUCUCCAUGGACGACCGCAUUGCCUGGACUCACAUCACGAUCCCUGAGUCCCUGAAGCAGGGCCAGGUGGAGGAUGAGUGGUACAGCCUGAGUGGGAGGCAAGGUGACGACAAGGAAGGCAUGAUCAACCUGGUCAUGUCCUAUACGUCACUGCCUGCUGCCAUGAUGAUGCCGCCCCAGCCUGUGGUCCUGAUGCCAACCGUGUACCAGCAGGGCGUCGGCUAUGUGCCCAUCGCAGGAAUGCCUGCCGUCUGCAGCCCUGGCAUGGUGCCUGUGGCAAUGCCCCCACCAGCCGUGACUGCGCAGCCCCGCUGUACAGAAGAGGACCUCAAGGCCAUCCAGGACAUGUUCCCCAACAUGGACAAGGAGGUGAUCCGCUCCGUGCUGGAAGCCCAGAGAGGGAAUAAGGAUGCUGCCAUCAAUUCUCUGCUGCAGAUGGGCGAGGAGUCCUAGACCCACCUGUUGCUCUUGAACUCAUCACCCUGGGUUCCCUGGGGUCAUCUUCCCACCACCUGUACCCUCUUCCACAGACACCUGCGUCCCCUCCCCACUUGUUCUCAGGAUGCAUGUGGGUCUUGGUUCCCAGCAGCCCUCUUGACUAGCGGUGGGGUGGGACAGCUCCCUUCUCAUCUUCGGUUGGGCAGUGGUGGUGCGGCUGUGUCACUGCAUGGACCCACGCACCUGUUGCUGAGGAUGCACAUCUCUUUUCUCAUACUGUUCUGGAAAGCAUUCUUAUAGAAGGCCGCCCCCUCCUCCAGUGUGUUAAAAGCUGUCGAGCGUCUUUCUGAGAUAUCGAGUGACGCAGAGUCACUUGGCCUAUUUUGGGUGGACCUAGUGGCUUACGGCACACAGACUCACAUGCACUGGUUUAUGGGCCGUGUUUAGAGAUCUUAAGCUGAGCAUUCGCAUCCCUCCCUGAUGCUAUUGAGAACGUGGGCCUCUUGCCUGGCCAAAGCUGGCCUGCCUCUGCCUUGCCCGGGUCAUGCAGGCUGCACUGUCCCCUGCAGACCGUGCUGGUUCCAUAGGUCCUGUCCCAGCUUCUCUUCUCAAGAGGGCCUGGGGUGGCGCUGUGUUUCCAUCCAUGUUGGGGCUCUCUGUGCUGUGCACCAGUGCUGUUGUGCACUUGAGGGAAGGAGGAGUAACCCAGUGAAUGUUCACAGUGGAAUCCUUUCUGAGGCUGAGCUACCUGCACCUGGCUGCCUGGUCGCUGCUGUCACCUCUUGGGCUGCAGACAGAUUUAGGGGCAGAUGGGCAACACCGUAUUAUAAGACUCAGAGCCUUGUGGGGCGCUUCAGAAGCAAUGCACUUUAAGUAGGACACAUACCGUUGGGAAGCCCAUGUACCCUGGCAUGUCUUGGUGUGUGGUUCCACAUGGAGUUGCAGGUGCUUCUCAUUCGUGCAGGUGUUUGUCUGGACGUAAGAGCCCACUGACAUGGGCAUGACAACCAGACCUAACAAUUUGGACUUCCUUGAAUGAUUCAGAUUGAGGAAGUUAGUGCUUAAAUUUCAGUCUUUUCCCCCUCUAAAAAGAUAGGGAAAAUUUUAAUGUCAGCUAUAAAAUAUUGCUUUCUACCACCAAUUGGGGGUGCUUUUGUCAAAUAUUGUUCAUAAAUAUUUAUUUUUGUAAACUGAAGGAGAAUGGGGUGGUGGCACAGGUGGGAUGGUGGCACUGGGUGCUUUUCUUUAGUUGUGAAUCGUUAAAGCUUUUAAUCUCAUGAUAGAGAAGAAAGACACCAAUGUUUGUUAAGUAGAUUUGACCACUCACUUUAACAAGCCAGUCACUGGAAGUUUUCAUUCCAAGCUGCUGUAUGAUCUUGUGCCUGUAGCAGGCUCCCUGUCCUAGGGAACAGGUGUGUUGGCAGAGUGGGGCUUUCCCCGGGGGUUCUGUUAGUGCCAUCAGCAGACAUGGCCCAGGACAGCAGAAAUCUGCAGCGCCUGCUCCCAGGCCCAGAGAAGACUGCAGGUGCCUGCCCUCUGCCUUAACGUUGCUGAGGUGCCAGCGCUGCCCCCCUGCUUGUGCAUGGCUCUGUGGAGCAUGUCCUGGAGAUGGCUACCAACCUGGAGCAGCUGCCAUGGCCCAGGGAGGCAGUACUUGUGUCAGGGAGCCAUAGUUUCCAGAUGAGUCUGAACGUACUGCGAUCUCUUUCCUUUUUCCUGAACACUUUAUUUUUUUAAUAGAUCAAAGACAGAUCCCAUUUUGUAAGGCCUUAGUCAAAUAAGAUCCCUCACCCCUCGUUCUGUGCUGCUUCCUGUUUGAAGCUUGUCAUGUGGCAGCCUGUCUAGUGCAGUGGGAGGAGGCAAGGCUUUCGUGCCUGCUCAGGAGCCUGAGCGUCAGUAUGAUUCACUCAGCCUACUCUCGUGUCUUGUGUCUGCUUUGGAGUGGUUUGUCCCCAGCUCGUAGACAAAGACCGUAGUGGAUGGGGGCAGGCAUAGAUGGGAGCUGAGCCCUUGCUGGGUCUCGCUGCUGCUCCUGUCCCUCUCUCUGCAGAGUCAGGUUGCUAGCAAAGCCCCAGGGAUGGCAGUGGGAACAGCCUUCCUGGGGCAGGUGUCAGGGCAGGGCCUGGGCCCUUUUUCUUCUAGGCAGAUGCUGGUUGGACAUGGAGCCUCCGGGGCAUUGUGGUCUGAUGUGACCUCCAGGUCUGUCUCACCCUGCGAGUGGUGAGAGCAGUGUUUGCAGGGUUCUGUUCUGCCUGUGCCCUCGCCAGACUGCCCCUUUCUCUUAGUGACACUUUGGCAUUUGCUGAUACGGGUGAGGUGGGUGUUGGUGGGAAUGAUUCUCAGAACUUCUGUGUUCUUGGAGGUUAUGUUCAGGGGGGUCCAUGUCCAGAUCUUUCUUUGGUUGUAAAAUACAUUUCUACUUUUCAGCCUUCUAAUUUAAUAAGUGGCUCAUAUGAAAAUAGAGAAAUAAAGUCCUCUAAGAGAAAGUUUA